This is a messenger RNA of Salpingoeca rosetta, 2528 nucleotides long. RefSeq lists its product as uncharacterized. The coding region runs from base 390 to 2156 and encodes 588 amino acids. Gene Ontology annotation, molecular function: metalloendopeptidase activity. Gene Ontology annotation, cellular component: membrane; cytoplasm. Gene Ontology annotation, biological process: regulation of response to endoplasmic reticulum stress; membrane protein intracellular domain proteolysis. The record is from RefSeq and is a predicted model, not a curated record. The transcript has 9 exons. NCBI's taxonomy places the organism in Eukaryota, Choanoflagellata, Craspedida, Salpingoecidae.
GUGUCUGUCUGCGAAGGUGCCACGGAAUUAGAAAAGAAUUUUUUAUUCUGUGGCGUUGCUGCUGAAAUCCCACACAUCACACACUGGCUUGUUUCGCGCCAAAGAUAGCGACAACAACAAACCAACGAAGUGAAGAAGCAGCUGUGCGGCUGUGGUCGUGCUGUUGUUUGUGAGUUGCAUGAGUCACGGGGACUUGCUUGACUUGACUCUGUCGACUGUCGACUGGCUGCUGGAAGGACAACAGAAGGGAGAAGGGAAGGAACAGCACAAAUACAAACAACAACACAAGUGAAGCACGGCGAUCGCUUCACGUUGCGCAGCCUCACCAACCCCUCGACAAGCAAGCCAGGCGACCAACCAAUCGACCAACCCAUCAAGCAGGCACCACCAUGCUUGGUGGCCUGCUGGGGUGGAUCGCGUUGGCGUGGAUCUUCAUCCACGGCGUGCACGCCUUCCUGUCAACCUCCACAUCGUCGAUGCCGUCGUCAUCAGUGGCCGCCGCGUCGUCGUACCUGGCACCCCAGCCGUCGAGCGGAAGCAAGAGCUCGACGUCCUCGGCAUACAGGGCGUGGCUGGACAAGCGCGGCAUCCGCAUCUCAUUCCUCAGCAUCACCUUCACCUCCAACCGGAUCGCAAAAUACUUCUACCGCAUCGCCCUGUGGUCGCCCACGGCCUGGCGGCUGUGGUUCUCGUUUGGGGUGUUUGUUGGCUGUGCGCUGCUGGCGCUGGGGCCGCUACUGGUCCUGUUCAACCUGACGGUCACCGCUGCCGACCUUCUUCCUUCCUUCUCCAUGCCCGCCACGUCGCCAUCCCUGCCGGGCCACGAGCACCAGCACCAUCAGCACGGCGCUGGGCUGCCCAUGACAGAGUCCAGUGGCAGCAGUUCCGCCGGUGUGGCGGGCACGACUUCCACACACGCGCCGCGCAUCCGGCAGUUUGAGAUGCGCCCACUCAUCCCGGGCGUCAACGUACCCGCAGAGCACACGCUCAUCUUCUUUGUGGUGGUGCUGCUCAACAGCCUGUUCCACGAGGCGGGCCACGGCAUUGCCGCUGCGCUGCACGAUGUGUACAUCGAGAACUGCGGCAUGUUCAUCCAGGUUGUUCUCCCGGGCGCCUUUGUUGAACUGCACUCGCCGCAGCUGAAUGCCGUCAAGGCAUUUCAGCAGCUCCGCAUCUUCUGCGCCGGCGUCUGGCACAACAUCGUGCUCGCUCUUCUAGCGUUUGCCGUCUACCUCGCCCUUCCAACGCUUCUGUCGUCGUCGUAUAUGUAUGGUCACGGCGUUGCUGUUGCUGCGCUUGAUGUGCACUCCCCGCUCGCCGCAUCGCUCCAGCCUGGGGAUGUCAUCACCGCCAUCAAUGAAGGCUGCGAGGUCAACACGAUUGAGGACAUUCACCGCUGCUUUGGGGACAUUGAGGCGCUGCGUGUGACGGGGCGCACGGGCAUGUGUUUGAGCCGUUCGCUCGUGGACGCAUAUCCGCCGCUGAAACCACCGCCGGGUGUGGAUCCACACGCAGAGGUGCACGCGGACUGCUGUGUUGAGGACACGGGCGACACCUCGCAGUCAAGGUUGUGCUUUGCGCAGCGGGCGGAGGGCUUGUUCAAGUGCAUCCCAGCGCGAAAGGCCGCAGACAGUGCUGCUGUUGAUCGCUGCGUCGCGCAUUCGCACUGCAGUGACGGCUUUGCCUGCUGGAACGUCACCCUCGAAGUCGACGACAUGCACUUUGUUCGAUUCCACGUGGCGGGAAAAGAGCCCGUACUAUUUCUUGGGCCCUUGAACGAAUUCUCGCAGUCUGUGCUGUUGUCGGACUAUGUGCCGCUUGGGGUGUCCAGCCUUCGCUUCCCGUUGGCUGUGCGCACGUUUCUCGGCUACAUGAUUGCGCUCUCCCCGGCGCUGGCUGUCCUCAACGCCCUCCCCUGCUGGCUACUUGACGGUGCACACAUGCUCAAGGCCGUGUUUGAGCUGCUGCUCCCGUCGCCGCGGUUUGACGAGGAGCGGGUGGCGGCUCUGCGCCGGUGGUGUCUGCACAUCAACUCGGCGCUCCUGGUGCUGCUCAUCGCUCUCUCCUUUUGGCGGUUGGCUGCAAGUUCGCCGCCUACGGCUCUACCGUCCACAGCACCGCACGCCGCGUCUGCCACCGCGUCUGCGGGGACGUAAAUCCCCCACCUUGUUGUGUUUGCUUUUCCAAUAACAGCACAUGACAUGCACUUGCUUGUUGAAGGCAUUGCUGCGUUGCUGCGCUCCGGCCCUCGCUCGUGCCAUCUGUUUUGCUCGACACGCGUAUUCAACGACCCCCCGGCUUUUGUUCGCCUGUGUGUGUUAUCAUCUUGGAUUUUGGGUCGCCUUUACUUUGGUUUCCAGCUAGCUCGUUAGAUAGGCUGUUGCUUCUUGCUCUUUUUGCUCUGCAUCUGUAAUUUGCUUGCACUUGUAGCGGUGUAUUGGGGUGUUGUUUUGCAAGCAAGUGUUAACUUGCUUGCCGCAUGCCCGUCCGUCCUUUCGUUCCCUGCAAUAACUAAACGAAUGAAUCGG